Molecule: messenger RNA, 4541 nt
Organism: Gambusia affinis (western mosquitofish)
Lineage: Eukaryota; Metazoa; Chordata; Actinopteri; Cyprinodontiformes; Poeciliidae
Gene: tp53inp1
Product: tumor protein p53 inducible nuclear protein 1
Exons: 4
Coding region: 317-1390 (357 amino acids)
Biological process (GO): positive regulation of DNA-templated transcription; autophagosome assembly
Cellular component (GO): nucleus; autophagosome
Source: RefSeq, a predicted model, not a curated record
CCAGGUGACGUCACGACGAUCAGCUGUUAGAGCUCCACAACAACAACAAAAGAAGUCGCAGUACAGGGACCCGACGAGGAAACAGGGCUGAAAAGAGAAAAGACGAUCAACCUCACUGUGACUCUCCAUGUACAGCCCGUAAAUUAAACAGUUUUAUAUCUUAUUUCUUCCGCGAAGAAAGCUCAAGUUUUUCUAUUUUCCGAAAAGUAACGAAUCUACCUCCGUUGUAAGGAUUUUUGUUUUAUUUGUUUUUGCAACCGUCGUUUACAUCUCCUCCUCCCUCCGCCGCAGGGCUCUUUCUUUAGUUUUGCACUCGAUGUUGAGCGAUGUCCAGCAUGUCCCUGCUGGCCCUCAGGUGAUCCCUGACCACACCCUAUUGAUGCACUUUAGCACCUUUCUGGAGCCUUCGACUCGCUGUGUGCCCCCUGCAGCUGAUGACCAAAAGGACCGCCCCAAGCCCCCGCCGUCGCCCAGAGCCGCGCGCCUCCUCCCUGUGCUCCUCCUUCGGCCUUCAGGACGUCCCGGCAUGUUCCACAGGUUCGCCAGCAGUCUGUUUGGAGACGAUGGGAACGAGCCGAGUCGAGGCAGCCAGUCGGGAGACGACAAACAGGCAGGGGAGGAGGAUGAAGAAGACUGGAUCUUAGUGAACUACCUGGCUGAAGCUUGUGGUGACGGCCUCUCUGACUCCACCAUCAUCCCUCAUGAGGAGGAGGAGGAGGAGGAGGAGGAAGACCUGGUGAUGAUCCCUUCUCCGAUGGCCAGCCCCGCUAUCCGCUUCCCCUCCUGCACCUCUCUCAACUCCACGGCCGACGGCGGCGCAGAGGACGAUGAAGAUGGGGAUGAGGAGGAGGAGGAGGAAGGCGGGUUCCUGCAUCUGAACGCCUGUUCUCUGGAGGAGAGCUGGUUCGUGACUCCUCCCCCCUGCUUCACCGGCCAUGGCGGUCAGCCGGUUCUCCUGGAGACCAGCCCGCUGGAGAACCUGCUGAUCGAACACCCCAGCAUGUCAGUCUACGCCCACCACAGCCCGCCGCGACUCGCCCGAGACCCAAUGCCACACCACACGCUCGACCGGGAAAUGGACUUCCUGUCUGGAAAUGCAUCUGCAAACCAAACGCCUGCAGGUGGAAAAGAGAAGGCAAGACCCACACUUGAAGGACCUCGACAUAGACCAGAGGUGGUGCAGCGCCGCUCCACCCUUCACUCUACCUGCUACGCUGCAGCGCUCACCACCAAACCCGGACUCCUGCAGCAGCGGCCGGGUAACGUCAACCAACGCACCCAGCUGCUGUCCCGCAAGGCCCUGCGACGCCUCAACCUGCUGCGCCCGGCGAAGCCCGGCACCCUCCACUUCCACCUGCACCAGCCCACCCAGAGGCACCUCAACUUCUGAUGGAGUCCAGCAGCAUCACGAUUAGUCAGGAUGGAAAUGUCAACACCGGCCAAUCUCUCACAAACUCACACUUCUUUUUCAUUGUUAUAAUUCAGAAACAAACACCAGCAAGCAGCCAGUUACAUCAUCAGUCCCGGUUGAUCCUUUAACAUAGCUGGCUUUUUUUACUCUAAACACUUUCCCUCCUUUCAUUCUCACCCUUCUCUUUGUGUAUUCUUUCUAAAAAGAAGAGAAAGGGAUGCAGAAAAAGCUCAUUAUGUACCCCUUUACCAUUUAUGACUACUUUAUAUCCAAUCACAGAGAGAAAGAGGUGUCAAAAUGACUCCUUUUCCUUCUCACGUUCUUUUGUUUUGUUCUGUAUGGGCAACUUAAUGUGUAGAAACAAUGCUGUAGGUCACUUUAUUCAGAGGCAGGUUCACAGCGUGGCAGGAUGGUCCAGUGGUGUUAUUUCAGGGACUCACAAGGCGAUAGUUUGGUUGCCUGCAAACUUACAGGUGUCUUUGUCAAGGCAGCAGGAGACAUUGCAGAUCCUAAAUCACUUGAAUAUGUACAGUCCAGCAGGACUGUGCUUCAGUUUAAUCAUUGCAGUACUGUUAGGAUGAGGCUUCAAACAGUUUGGGUACAAAAGGGGCAUUUCCACUCUUCUCAUCCACUCUAUUAUAAUCAGCAACAUGUUCUUGUUUACUUCAGCUAUUCUUUUACAAGAAGGCAGGAAGCAUUUAAUUUUUGAAAUGUUAAAAAAAUUCGAGCUCAUAUUUGAUAUUUUUGUGCAGUGCAAUGCUAAAUUACUGAGUCAUUUACCUUGCCCUGCAACAGACUGGUGACCUGUCCAGGGUGACCCCGCCUCUCGCCCGGAACGUAGCUGGAGAGGAACCAGCAACCCUCCCGACCCCAUUAGGGACAAGGGUGAACAGAAAAUGGAUGGAUGGAUAAACAUUUACCUUAUAAGUAGCUUUUGGUGUGUAGAGAUGCAUUAAUUUGAAUUUUGUGGCCGAUUUCUGGGUUUUGUAAAGUGUCAAACUGUUGAUACCAAUUACUCUUCAAAAACAACAAUAAUUUAUGUUAAUUAAUAUUAGGUGAUCUGGAGAGCUUUAAUUGAAUCCCUUCAGCUAACCAUCAUUGAUUCAUUGCAUCAGCCUGUCACAUCUUGUCUUUGACUCAUUUCUUUUAUUUUGGUAAGCUUCAUUCAACUGAAAGUUUACAAAGCUAAAAGUAAAUUAACGCUUUAGAUUAAUCCAGAUUUUUAUUCUUUUUCAGAGAAGUUAAAUGGGCUAAGCGCUUUUCAAAGUUAGUGAACAAAAUACUAGCUUGGCUAUUAGCGGAUCAGGGGAAGUGUGCCCUCCACUAAUGUUUACAUUUAAAACUGUUUUUGACAUUUUGUAAUAUCGAUGAGCAAUGUUAGCUAAAACCUCUAUAUCCGUUUGUAUUCCCUGAAGAAUGGAACUCAGAGAUUUCAAUAAUUUUCAAAGCUGACAUGCAGGAAUUAUCAGUUAGCAUGUUAAACAUGACUUGCAUGGUAUCUUCUUCAAGUCUUGCUCUCUCUUACGCCCUGAAUGCACCACAUGUAUUUGUCGAUUUGCAUUUAUGCUUUUCAACAUGACUCAACCAUGUUGCUGAAAAUCGCCUUUCUUUUUAAAUGGCUUCUUACAUCAGUAACUCACUCAGUUUUUCUACUCAAUAACAACAUCCAGUCUGAAGAGUGUUAUCAUCAGGCAGCUUACUGAUUGGAAAAAUUAUUGGAUUUUUGAGUUUCUUGCCAGUCUAGGUUUAGUCAAGCUAGAAAUGUGUGGAUUUUGGUCCACCGCUGAUUUCUCAGUGCAUCUCCAGUUUAAGGUCUUCUCUACAAAGGCUUUAACAUUAUUUCUUUUCUUGCUGGAUUUUAAAAAAGGAUUCUACAGGACUUUUACUGUUUACUUCUCGUUAAACAAACCUAAAGUAAAUCCAGACAUUAGGAUGUUACAUUACACAUCAACCAUUGAAACUGUAGACUGUUGUAACUGAAAAUAGAGAAACAGAACAGAGAGUUUUAACAAAAUUAUCCUCAAGCACACACCUGGACUGUCGCCUCUUUCUUUUCUUUUUUUUUUCUUAGACAUGAUCAACAUUUAUACUUGAUCUCAGGUUUUCUUUGUGUUCUCAUUUCCUCGUUACAAACACACUCUUGUUCCAGUGCAAGUAAUUUAAUUGACUUAAAGAGCUUUUGUAGGGGAAUUUGUCUCUUAUAUUUACUGCCUUUUUGAAAUCUUUAGCACACACCUGGACUAUUUUCACUCAGUUCAGGACUUCCUGCUGUGUCAACCGAACCUGCUUCUGACUUUCAGUUCAACUCUUUUCACCAUAUUUUUUUGGAAGAAAAAAUAAAUACAAGUAGUUAAAAUGACUGGGUUUGAUAUCACUAAAUGCCUUGUUUAAUGGUAGCUUUGAGAUAAAUAGACCUGUAAAAAAAAAAAAAAAAAAAACAUAUGUAAAAAAAAAAUAAAUAUAUAUAUAUAUACUUCCAAAUUAGAAAAAAAAGCUAAUUACAUAUCAGUAUGAAGUUGUACGCAUCGAUGGAUUCUUGCUUUGGUAUGUUUGGUAAUGAGUGUGCUGUUUGUUGCAUGGUUGUAAUGUUGUUAGUAUCACGAUGUUGGAAAAAAAUUGAAAAGUUAAUGGAAAAGGACUUGUUUUUCUUCUUGUUUGUUCUGAUAUAAAUCUGCAGUCCACUUCUCAGGGUCACAACCAAUCACCUUUUACACUUUAGGAAAAUGCAGAUUUACUUGACGGAUGAUGAUUCUUUUAAAGCGCUCGGACUUUUUCCCGCCUCUGAAUUGGGUGUGAGAAAUAAUUGCCUGAUAGAUUAGUAUCUCUAAAGCUUCUUUCAGUCCCGGGUUUGUGAAAACAAACCAUCGCCCACUUUUGGGAAUCUAUCAAGACACGGACAAACUGUCUUUUCAGAGCUGUUAAUAUUUUUUAUUUUUUUGCUUAAGUGUACCUGACUUGGUUUUAGAAAUGUACUUAAAGUUUGUUCAACUGUUCUAAUUUCUAUGCUAUAAUAGUUACAUUUUGUUCAGCUGAUAUUUAAACCAAAAGAAAGUAGCGGCAAUCUGUAAUCUUUCACUACUGUUUAAUACUUAUGUUUUGUUUUUGCAUUAUUGAAAUGUUUAUUAAAUGC